CAUUGGAUCGUCUGGCUGGACAGCGGGCAUCGGGUCAUCAGGCAUCAGGCAUUGGAUCGUCUGGCUCGACAGCAGGCAUCGGGUCACCAGGCUGAAAACAGGCAUCAGGCUGGGUACAGGCAUCAGGCUGGGUACAGACCUCAGGCUGAAGUGCGGGUGCCGAGGCACCAGGCUGAACCACGGAAGGCAGGUUUUCAGACGGCAGGCUCACCGGUUGGAUACUGGCAGGAUGGUAUUGGUUGGAAAGAAUUUUCGCUUUUUUCUGGUUUUAACUACUGGAGCACUGCAAGUAAACGCAGGUCUGCAAAUGAAUGGAGCAGCUGGAGACAGAGAAGAGCUGGAGGAUGGAACAGGGGAGGGAACAGUUGCUACAGAGGGCUUUUUUACAGGGUUAAAGGCAGGAUAGGUGCAGCGAGUGGGAACAGGGUACUGACAUGCGGUAGAUAGCAGGGCA
Messenger RNA from Staurois parvus, 454 nucleotides. Lineage: Eukaryota; Metazoa; Chordata; Amphibia; Anura; Ranidae. The record is from the annotation of a GenBank genome assembly.